AUGGCACCUCCUAUCAAGUCACGUAAUAGAAGAUCAUCAUCGACAUCAUCGUCGUACACAUCAACCUUAACAACAUUAGCUUUUAUUGUACUAUGUGUCUUAGGUGUGUGGAUGCUAACUUCAAACUCGGUUGUUUCGCCUAAGACGCGUUCCGCUGUUGAUACCUCGGCUUCCACCACCAAUGAUUUUUCAUCCAAUGAUGAACAAAAUGAUCGAGCCACCACAACCAAUAACAACAAUGAUGACGGCAAUAAUAACAAAAAUAAUUUAGAUGAUUCGACAUCUGAAAGCACAACAAAUGCGAAGAAUAGUAUUGAUGAUUCGAUAUCGGAAACUACAAACAAUGAUUUGGCAUCGGAAACUACAAACAGUGUAUUUGGAGACAAUCCAGGUAAACUACCGGAUGAUGCUAUCAAAAGUGAUGAUGCAAAUAAUGUUGUUAGUACAAACAACAAUGAACAACCGAAACAAGAAGACAAGAGUCUGUUCGCACGGAAUCAGGAGCCGAGAAAUUCAAACAAUGAUCAGAAAAACAUUGUGUUGGAGAAAGAUGAAGUGAGUGCAAAGGGUAAUAUAGAAGAUGAAAACCAAAAUGCAAAGGUUGAUCAGCAACAAGAAAAUCAAGAUGACGCGAACAUACAACAGCUAAGAGAAGACAAAGGCGAACUCGAGGUCAUGGGAAAAGAGGAAAAGAAAAUGCCUGUCGACGAACCAAAAGAACAAGAAAAUGAGAGUCAUGAGGAAGCAGUGUCAGUAAAGAGACCGAAACAAGAGAGGAAGAGAAGGAAGUCAAGGAAGGAAUUGAAGAAACAAUGGUCGACACAAGCAGACGAGUCACAGGGUGAAAAGGAGAGACAAAACGUCAAUGAAUCGGGUGGAGGUAGCAGUAGUAGUAAUGAAUCGGGUGGAAGUAGCAGUAGUAGUAGUAGUAAUGUUGUGGUUGAUCAAGAAGGAAAAGAUUUCAAGUGGAGUAUAUGCAAUGUAACAGCUGGUGCUGAUUAUAUUCCAUGUUUGGAUAAUGAAAAGUAUCUGAAGACUUCACAUAGAAAACACUUUGAACAUAGAGAGAGACAUUGCCCUGAGGAUGCACCAACUUGUCUGGUCUCACUUCCUCCAGGAUACAAAAUACAUGUUCCAUGGCCUGGUAGUAGAGAUAAGAUAUGGUACCACAAUGUACCACACGUUAAGCUAGCUGAAGUAAAGGGACACCAAAACUGGGUCAAGUUGAUGGGUGAGUUCUUGACAUUCCCUGGAGGUGGCACUCAGUUCAUUCAUGGUGCUCUCCACUAUAUUGAUUUUCUUCAAAAGGCGCAACCAGACAUUGCAUGGGGAAAGCAUACAAGGGUGAUAUUGGACGUUGGGUGUGGAGUUGGUAGUUUUGGAGGUUACCUAUUUGAAAGAGAUGUUAUUGCUAUGUCUUUUGCACCUAAAGAUGAACAUGAGGCACAAGUUCAGUUUGGACUUGAGAGAGGAAUACCAGCCAUAUCUGCCGUCAUGGGCACUCAAAGGUUGCAAUUCCCAAGUCGUGUAUUCGAUCUUAUACAUUGUGCGCGAUGUCGAGUACCUUGGCACGAAGAAGGUGGUAUGUUGCUUUUGGAAUUGAACCGAGUUCUUAGACCGGGUGGUUAUUUUGUAUGGUCUGCCACACCUGUGUACCAAACUCUUGAGGAAGAUGUGGAGAUAUGGAAGGCAAUGAAAGCGUUAACUAAGUCCAUGUGUUGGGACCUUGUGACCAUAAAAAAUGAUACUUUGAACCAAGUUGGUGCUGCCUUCUUCCGCAAAACUUCUUCCAAUGAAUGUUAUGAGCAGAGAGAGAAAAGCGAACCUCCAAUGUGUAAAGAUGAUGAUGAUCCAAAUGCUGCCUGGUAUGUACCUCUACAAGCAUGCAUGCAUAAGUUGCCUGUUGAGCAGACAGAGAGAGGGGCUAAAUGGCCAGAAGUUUGGCCGCAGAGGCUGCAAAAAGCCCCAUAUUGGCUAAACGAUGCAGAGGGUGAAAAAUUAUCCACUCAAAAUUUUGCAGCAGAUAGUGUACAAUGGAAAAACAUUGUAGAUGAGCUUAAAAUUAUGGGUGUUGAUUGGUCUAACGUGAGAAAUGUCAUGGACAUGAGAGCUACAUAUGGAGGAUUUGCAGCAGCUUUGAAGGAUCUUCCACUAUGGGUAUUUAAUGUGGUGAAUGUUGAUUAUGGAGAUACACUUCCAAUCAUUUAUGAGCGAGGUCUUAUUGGAAUGUACCAUGAUUGGUGUGAAUCCUUCAGCACAUACCCAAGAACUUAUGAUCUAUUGCAUGCCAAUCAACUUUUCUCAAAUCUAAAGACUAGAUGCAAACUGAUUCCUGUUAUAGCAGAGGUGGAUAGAGUACUUAGACCAGGUGGUCAUUUGGUUGUCCGUGAUGAACUUAGUGUUGUUGAUGAAGUGGAGAAUUUGGUAAAAUCUCUAAACUGGGAAAUAACCUCCAAAACUUCAAAAAACCAAGAGGGCUCGCUCUGUGCAAAGAAAAGCUUUUGGAGACCCGAUUCUUAA
Lathyrus sativus (Indian pea) is the source of this 2520-nucleotide messenger RNA. The record is from the annotation of a GenBank genome assembly. NCBI's taxonomy places the organism in Eukaryota, Viridiplantae, Streptophyta, Magnoliopsida, Fabales, Fabaceae.